AUGGGAGCUUAUAAUUCACUGUUACCUUGGCAAUGGACCUUGGUUGGUAUUGCAAUUGCCUUGGUUAUUUGCCUGGGUAUUCUUAUUUGGCGCUUUGGCUGUAAAAAGAGAUUUGGCAUUGAAAGCACCGGCUCGGACGCCUAUCAACCUGGAACUGAAGUACCAAGUCCACCAGUGUGUGUACAAUUAACAAAACCCGGGGAUCACGAAAUCGACUACAGAAAUGUAGAAUAUUCAACUGGGUUAUCAGCACCUCCGCCACGAAUACAGCCUCGUCACAUCGGUUCUAAUGAAUAUACCUGUCCAGUACCAUCGCAGAAAACUGGCCGAAUAUGCUCUCUUUCACUAGUAUCAGAAGGGGUUCUGCCAGCUUCUAACCAUAUGCUUUCCAAAAAUCAUGGUUUCUGUUCUUCUUCUUCUGCUGCAUCAUCCGUAUAUUCUACAGAUAUAUCCCUGGUACGAACACUGACAUCUAGCCAACCACCUACUGCCAAUACACGACACAAUUCUCCGUUCAAUAGUUCCAUGCGAGGUCCAACACCACCAUGGACAAAAUCUUAG
Molecule: messenger RNA, 561 nt
Organism: Phycomyces blakesleeanus NRRL 1555(-)
Lineage: Eukaryota; Fungi; Mucoromycota; Mucoromycetes; Mucorales; Phycomycetaceae
Exons: 1
Coding region: 1-561 (186 amino acids)
Source: RefSeq, a predicted model, not a curated record